GCGGGCACCGGGUCAUCAGGUACCGGAUCGUCUGGAUCGACAGCGGGCACCGGGUCAUCUGGCAUUGGAUCGUCUGGCUUGACAGCGGGCAUCGGGUCACCAGGCAUGACAGCGGGCACUGAGUCACCAGGCAUCAGGUCACUUGGCUCGCCAGCGGGCACCGCGUCAUCUGGCAAGGCAGUGGGCACCGAGUCACCAGGCACGACAGUGGGCUCCGAGUCAACUGGCAUGACCGCGGGCACUGGGUCAGACAUUGGAUCGUCUGGCCCGACAGCGGGCAUCGGGUCACCAGGCAUGACAGGGGGCACUGGGUCAUCAGGCAUUGGAUCAUCUGGCUCGACAGCGGGCAUCGGGUCACCAGGCAUGACAGUGGGUACUGGGUCAUCAGGUACCGGAUCGUCUGGAUCGACAGCGGGCAUCGAGUCAACUGGCCUAAUGGAAUCAUCAGGCUGGAUCAGCUGGGUAGAGGCAUCAGGCUGAAUUGUGGGCGCCGAGGCACCAGACUGCACCACGGAAGAUGGGUUCUCAGAUGGGAGGCUGACCGGUUUGGAUACUGGCAGGAUGUUACCGGAGCACCAGGGCUUCUUUACAGGGUUAAAGGCAGGAUAGGUGCAGCGAGUGGGAACAGGGUACUGACAUGCGGUAGAUAGCAGGGUAUAC
Messenger RNA from Staurois parvus, 660 nucleotides. Lineage: Eukaryota; Metazoa; Chordata; Amphibia; Anura; Ranidae. The record is from the annotation of a GenBank genome assembly.